CUGUAGACUUUUAGGUCUGGAUUUGGAGACAUUCCUUGCCAGAACAGCCGUGCGAGCUGACGGGAGGGGCGGGACAGAGGGCUACCUAACAAUCGGAAAGUAGCAGCCUGAGGUACUACCAGACUUCUUUGCUUUGGAGGUGUAGAUCGGCCAAACUCGACUACAAGCUUUCAGUUGAAUGGGUCAACCUCGCUGUGCAUCAUUUAAAUGCUGUUUUUAGCGCGCCAUCCAUAGCAAAUCCUAUUUUCCAGUUUAAAUCUAAUGCUUCAGACUGGCAAGUAAACAAGGACAAACUGAAUGUGUAACUGUUUAGGGGAGACUCAAGGAAAGAUAAAACAGCGGGACAUGAUGACUGAGAAAGAAUCGGCAACAGACAAGAUAAUAGCAGAUGCAAUGGCAACUCCCUCUCCAGCAAAGAGCAUGGGUGACCCUGGCAUCACCCCACUGUCACCCUCCCACAUUCAGCAAAAUGACACGGACUCGAAUGCCCACACGGGACCUUCGUUCAUCGUGGUGGUUGCUAUCGACUUUGGCACCACUUCCAGCGGCUAUGCUUACGCCUUCACUAAGGAGCCAGAAUGCAUUCACACCAUGAGACGCUGGGAGGGCGGCGACCCCGGAGUGUCCAAUCAGAAGACGCCUACCACCAUCCUCCUGACCCCGGACAGGAAGUUCCAUAGUUUUGGCUAUGCAGCACGUGACUUCUACCACGACCUGGACCCUACCGAGUCCAAGCACUGGCUCUACCUGGAGAAGUUCAAAAUGAAACUCCAUACAACAGCGAAUCUCUCCAUCGACACAGAACUCCAUGCAGCCAAUGGGAAGAGAGUAAAAGCUAUUGAUAUCUUUGCAUAUGCUCUGGCGUUCUUCAAGGAGCAAGCACUAAAGGAGUUGAGUGACCAGGCGGGUGCAGAGUUUGACAAUUCAGACAUCAGAUGGGUCAUUACAGUGCCAGCCAUCUGGAAAAUGCCAGCCAAGCAGUUCAUGAGGGAGGCAGCCUACAAGGCUGGUCUGGUUCCCCGUGACAACCCAGAGCAGCUGAUCAUUGCCCUUGAACCCGAGGCAGCCUCCAUCUACUGCCGCAAGCUCCGCCUCCACCAGAUGAUUGACAUUGGCACCAAGACCAACCAGAACGGUUUCAGCCCCACUGAGAAUGUAGGGGCAGGGAUGACCCAGGCCAAGGAGCAUGUCCGGAGCAAACGGCAGAGCCGCACCUUUUUGGUGGAAAAUGUCAUAGGGGAGCUUUGGUCGGAGCUGGAAGAAGGUGACCGCUAUGUAGUGGUUGACUGUGGUGGCGGAACGGUUGACCUCACGGUCCAUCAGAUUCGGCUCCCUGAGGGACAUCUCAAGGAGCUCUAUAAGGCCUCAGGCGGUCCUUAUGGCUCCAUUGGUAUUGACUAUGAGUUUGAGAAACUCCUGUGUAAGAUCUUCGGGCCCGACUUCAUCGACCAGUUUAAGGUCAAGCGGCCGGCUGCCUGGGUGGAUCUGAUGAUCGCGUUUGAGUCCCGGAAACGGGCAGCGGCCCCGGACAGGACCAACCCCCUGAAUAUCAACCUGCCCUUCUCCUUCAUCGACUACUACAAGAAGUUCAGAGGUCACAGUGUGGAGCACGCCCUGCGCAAGAGCAAUGUGGACUUUGUGAAGUGGUCCUCCCAGGGCAUGCUGAGAAUGAACCCUGAUGCCAUGAACGCCCUCUUCAAGCCCACCAUAGAUCACAUCAUUCAGCACCUCACUGAUCUCUUUGAGAAGCCGGAGGUGUCUGAUAUCAAGUUCCUGUUCCUAGUGGGCGGCUUCGCUGAGUCGCCCCUGCUGCAGCAGGCGGUGCAGAACAUGCUGCAAGGACGCAGCCGCAUCAUCAUCCCCCACGAUGUGGGCCUCACCAUCCUCAAGGGGGCCGUUCUCUUCGGCCUGGACCCCAGCAUCAUCAAGGUGCGCCGCUCGCCCCUCACCUACGGCGUGGGAGUCCUCAACCGCUACGUGGAGGGCAAGCACCCGCCCGACAAGAUGCUGGUGAAGGACGGCACGCGCUGGUGCACCGACGUCUUCGACACCUUCAUCACCUGCGAUCAGUCCGUGGCCCUGGGAGAGACGGUGAAGCGUAGCUACACGCCCGCCAAGCCCAGCCAGCAGGUCAUCGUUAUCCACAUCUACUGCUCGGAGAAGGAAGGUGUGGGCUUCAUCAGCGAGCUGGGCGUGAGGAAGUGCGGCACGCUGCGGCUGGAUGUGACCGGUACAGAGAGCACCGUCGUGCGCCGUGAGAUCCAGACGCUCAUGCAGUUUGGGGACACGGAGAUCCGGGCCAUGGCGGUGGAUGUAGCCACUUCGCGUACCGUCAAGGCUAGCAUCGACUUCCUCAGUCAGUAAAUAGGGUGAAAUGGAGCAAUAAGGUCAAAGGGUCAUAGGAAGUGAAACCUCCAGCAGCACACACACAAUGAGCCAGGGGACAGUGGCUAGAAUGUAGCAGUAUAUUGAUCUUUGGGCCUGUUCAGAUUAGCAUGAGUGCUAGUUUGUUUCUGCUUUAGCUGACUCCCUGGUCAGAAACAAACUAGCACUCAGGUUUUAUCCCUGUGUACCAUCUGUGUAUCUAGUCUUAAGUGCAGGCUAUAUUGAUGUGCUCUGCUCUAGAGAUGUUUAGAUUGGAGUAUGUACAGAGAUGCAACACAGCUUUGUACUAUAGGCAUAUAUUGCUAUUGAUACGUACAGCCUUGUUUCAGGUCCAUUGUGUGUUAUCUGUGGUUGUGUGCUGUAGCUGUGUUAUGGUAGGUUGAUACUGUAGUACUCCUGUCUUGCAGCUCUUACAGCUCUUACAGCUACAACACUAUGCUAUGACACAAUGCUCCACAAACCUAUGUCCUCUCCAACCCUCGCUCAUGGGACCAAAUUUUCAUAACUGCUAUGACCAUUAGGCAUUUAAACCGAACUCCUGGGGUUUCCUUGAACAACAGUUAGAAACUAUCAUUCAGAUGCUUAUCUUACUCAUCAGACCAGAGUUUUAUUGAGUCAGGGUUGGAGAGCACCUGAGAUGAGAGAAGGCAGUGGUUCUCCAACAAAAACACUUCACUUGAUCAGUUAAACUUCACAGGAUAGCUUUCAAAUCUGUAUUUAUCUCUACCGUCUCCUGUGGUUAGGCAUGAGAUGCCAUAGAAAGGAGUUAUAUUACCUUAUGAAAACAAACUUGGUGCAUUAGCUUUUAAAAUACAUUUGAAGUCCUGGAAACUCAGUUCAUUUUUGGUCAAAUGUAAGCAGAUGGUCUCCUAUCCUGUCAACAAUAUCUGUUUAAGGCAAAGGUUGGCUUCUAAAUGUGGUUUAUUCAGCACUGCAAACAAAUCUAUGUGUUAGAAAUAUAGAGAGACUAACAACUAGCUGUUUAGACGUCAGGCUUGAUUGUCAAGACGUUCUAUCAUUUCUUACAAACAAUGUAAUAAUCCACCUCACUGUUUUAACAUGUUGCGCUGAUCCACAACAAAAUAUAAAUCCGAGAAUGUGAAAAGUGGCAGAGUUGACAAUGCUGCUAGCUGAACCGGCAAACUGAUUUGAAUAUAGCCAUUGCGAUGUGCUUUGUGGUUGCCUUCAUUUGUUUUGCUUAUGAGACGACAGAGGACAAGAAGACCCUGAAUUUCCUUCUUGAAUAUCUGAAAUUCAGGAGAUUGUGUCGGCCGUUGAAAAGGAAAGAUGAAAUUGAAAAUAUGUUUAUUUCUGUAAAUACAGUAUUUAAAUAUUGUACAGAUUUUUAGCGUUAUGAUUUUAGCAGCUUUAGAACCGAGAGUAUGUAUGCUUUCGCACAGACACCUUUUCCCAUUAUUCUCACCAGCCAUAGCAUGUGAGUCGAGGCAGACUUUGGAUGCCGCGUUCAUCGACAAUGAGUGAAAGUGAGCAUUGAAAGAGACCUUGAAUACCUUUCCUUAAAACAUGAGUGGUUCUUGUUAUGGAACAUGGAGUUUCUUUGGUUUGGGCAAAUAUUUGUGUUUGCUUUGUAACUAUUCAAUUUGUAUUUAGUUAAAUGUUUACAAUAAAAUGACUGUCCCAAUUCAGCUUUUGAAAAACCUGUAUUCAAAAUAUCAAUAGCAAAUAUUUGUUGGGGUCUUUCGAACUACAGUAAUUGGCAAAUCAUACUGACAGACACCAGGUCAACUAAAACUAUACCUCAACCACCUUGCAAAUAAUAUAAAAUGACAGUUUCAAAUCAUUGUCUUUCUUCCCCAACAAAUGUAAUACAAGAGCAAUAAAAGCUUACAAUUGCAAGGUAUUGUUCCUUACCACAAUUUAACUCAACCAUUUACAUUUUUGUGCCGUGCUUCCAUUUUAAAUUUGUUUCAAGGAUGCUGCUGUUGAAAGUAUUAUCCCCUAAAUCAAGUAUUGAUGGAAGGAAACAACCAAAUAAAAAACAACUUCAUAUUUAAACAUAUAGAUACAAUAAAUAGCUUUACACUGGAGAAGAAAACAGGUUUAUGGCCCAACAUACAAUAAUUUACCCCAAUGAAUGCCUAACAUAAGAUGUGAUGUCAAAACUAUUCAGCAUAUAGACACAAUUCAUGUCCCUAGUCUUGAUUCAAGACAGAUGUAGUAUAUUAUUCACUAGUAACUGGGUUUGGAUUUGAAUUGAUUUUGUUUCCUACAAUAGCUGUUGUUUGCAGAUGCACUCAAUUUGAGUGGUUGGUAACACGGUAUAACGCAGACGAUGCAUGAUAACCUUAAAAGAAUGUUUAUGGUCUUCCAGCAGUGUUCCUCUCUGAGAACCCUACACUGAGGAUUUCAAACUAAUGUAAGGUAGAUUCUCACAGAAAAACUCUGUGAAUUUAAGUUGGUCUCCCUUGACUUGUUGACGUGGGAAAAGUGCACAAGCUUUGAUCCCUGAUGCUGCCUUUGGCACUCUCCUGCAAUGCACGUUUUGCAUGAUUAAAUCUUUACGAAUGAGGAGAAAACAAUAUGUAACCACACUUUUUUUUUUUAGGUUUGAGGGUUAGGUAUGGUGAUAAUGUUACACCAACACGUGUGGAGAAAAGCGUGGCCUUUUCAACUCUAGAUGUAAUGACAAAUGAAUAAUUAACUGCGAAGGAAAUGUUUUGACAUGUUCAUGGCAUGUGCCAAAGUCAAUCAUCUCGCACACUGUUAUCACAGCAGAUCUGCUCAAUCUCCAUCCUAACAACUAGUAACAGGUUAAUCUAUCAACCCUUUUCUCAUCCUCAAGGAGGUCGAUGGAUGACUAUUGAGUUGAAGGAAAGAAAAACACAGCAUUUGUUUCUUUAAUGUAUUGCUACUUUGAUAAAUACCAUGUAUUUCGUGCCGCCUUCAGUAUUAUGUAAUGCACAAUAUACUGUAUGUAGCGGGUUUAUAUUCAAAGCUAUAAGUCCGAAUUGUAUGAAGACAUGUUUAGCUGAAGUUCGCAUCGUAUUGAGUUUAUAACGCAGCAGAAUAUGACAAUUGGCACCUUAAAGAGAGUAAAUAUUUCAAAUUCUACGAAGUGUCAUUUAUUAACCUGUAAUUGAAUGGGUGGGUGGAGACAGUUAAGGAGCAUCAGUUUAGCUAGCUUCUGCAUACUACGACAGAAAGUGCUUAACUCUUUAUCUAGAACUUACAAUAUUACAGGACAUGAAAGUUCACUGCUACUUGAUUAUAUGCUUGCUGUAGAACAAAUUACUUCACUAUUCAACCAAAAUUGUCACUCUUAAAUGUUUCACAAAUCAUACCUUUUUCAGUUUAUCCUUGGGUUUACGCACAUGUGAUUUUUCUACUGUUGAGUUACAAGUUUCCUGCUCUUACUAUUUUCACUCAAAUGAGUUGUAUUUCAAUGCCAAGUAUUCACAGCCAAACUGUCAUCCAAUAAAAUGUGUAUUUCAAAGAA
Molecule: messenger RNA, 5842 nt
Organism: Oncorhynchus nerka (sockeye salmon)
Lineage: Eukaryota; Metazoa; Chordata; Actinopteri; Salmoniformes; Salmonidae
Product: heat shock protein 12A
Exons: 12
Coding region: 298-2364 (688 amino acids)
Source: RefSeq, a predicted model, not a curated record